AUGGCUACAGAAUCUCAGCAAUGGGCAGCAGAACAUUCACAGAAAAGGGGCAUUUUUGAGUUAUCAGUAGGUUCUCCCAAUAUGUCUGCACAAAUGGAAAAAAUGGAUAAGAAAAUUGAUGCAAAGUUUGAUAUGCUUCUACAACAUCUAGCAAGUUCUACACAGCAGCCACCUACAUCAACAGUUUGCACUAUAUGCAGUAUGGCUACACAUGACAUAAUGGGCUGCCCACAUAGAGACUCUUACCCAGAGCUUGUUGAACAACAUGUCAAUAUGAUGAACAGCUAUCAAAGGCCUAGGAAUGAUGCAUAUGCAACUCAUUACAAUCCUGGAUGGAGGGAUCACCCUAAUUUCAAAUGGGGUGACAAUCAGACUAAUGCCAAACCAUUCCAGCAUGCACAAAAACCUUUUGUUCCCCCCAAACCAUCUCUGGAAGAUCAACUUGCUAAACUGGCAGCAACAACUCAAUCAUUCAUCGAGGGCAACAAUCAAAGAUUUCAAAAUGUUGAAGCAUCAAUUAAAAGUUUGGAGCAACAAUUUGGACAGCUAGCUACACAGAUUUCAAAUAGAGAAAAGGGCAAAUUUCCUAGUCAAACAAUUCCUAAUCCAAAUGGACGUGAAGAUUGCAACGUUGUUCGGACUUUACGAUGUGGAAAAAGCUAUGACAAUCGUGAAAAUAGCAUUGAAAAGGAGCAGCAAACAGUGGAGGAUAAUACAGAAAAUUUUGCAGCAGCAGAAUCUGCCAAACCUGCAGAAAAACAUAAUUUGGCAGAUCUAGAAACUGUUCCAAAACAAGUUCCUGAGCGUGUUUAUGAGGCCCCUAUUCCAUAUCCAGAACGUUUGAAGCCAAAAGCAAAAGAUCAACAACUCAAGGACUUUAUGCAGACAUUAUCCAAGGUUCAAAUCAACAUUCCAUUACUGGAUGCAAUCAAGAAAAUUCCAUCAUAUGCCAAAUUUUUGAAGGAAGUUUGCAGCAGCAAAAAGAAGCUUUCAGAUUUGGACAAAGUUAUUUUGACAGAACAGUGCAGCGCAGUUUUGCUACACAAACUACCACCUAAGAAAAAAGAUCCAGGGAGUUUUAAUAUUUCUUGCACUAUUGGAAAUUCUAAUUUUAAAAGUGCUUUAAUUGAUUUGGGUGCAAGUAUUAAUUUGAUGCCUUUUUCUGUUUUCCAGCGAUUGGGGCAAGGAGAUUUAAAGCCUACAUCAAUUAUACUUCAACUAGCUGACCGUUCAAUCACUUAUCCAAGAGGUGUUAUUGAAGAUAUAAUUAUUAAGGUUGAUAAUCUUUAUCUACCGGCAGAUUUUGUGGUUUUAGACAUGGAUGAAGACCUUCAAACACCUAUUAUUUUGGGGAGGCCGUUUAUGGCAACAGCUAGGACCUUAAUUGAUGUGGAAGCUGGAACAUUGACUUUACGGGUUCAGGACCAAUCUGUGGUGUUUAAUUUGUUUGAGGCAGCAAAACGUCCUGCUGAGCACCAAGAUUGUAUGCGUAUUGACAUGGUAGAUAGGAUGGUGCAGGACGGAUUUUAUGCUAAUUCAAAAACAUAUCAGUUGCUGCAUGUUUUACAGGGGGAACUUGAGACAGAUUUUGAAGAUGAAGGUGUUCUUGAGUACAUUCACGCAUUGAACAAUCUGCCCACAGUGUUGCCAAAAUUUAGGAAUGUGUACGAGAGUUUAGGGGAGCCCAAACAGCCCCUUAAACCAUCUAGACAACAGCCGCCAAAAUUGGAGCUGAAGCCUUUACCAAAACAUCUUAAAUAUGCAUAUUUAGGAGCUGCAGAGACGUUGCCAGUUAUAAUUGCAGCAGAUUUAACACUGACAGAGGAAGAUAAAUUGCUUCGUGUGUUGAGAAAAUAUCAAGAUGCAUUGGGAUGGACAAUUGCGGACAUCAAGGGAAUCAGCCCAGCCCUAUGUAUGCACAGAAUAUUAAUGGAAGACGACGUGAAGCCAACAGUUGAUGCUCAACGCCGCCUUAACCCAAUUAUGAAAGAGGUGGUCAGAACAGAGGUUAUGAAAUUACUUGAUGCCGGUAUGAUUUAUCCUAUUUCUGACAGUAAAUGGGUUAGCCCGACUCAAGUUGUGCCUAAACGAACCGGUAUUACAGUGGUGAAAAAUGAUAAUAAUGAGUUAGUUCCUACACGAUUGACUACGGGCAUUGAGGUUGACAAAGCAAAGAUUGACGUUAUUGCAAAGCUGCCACCUCCUACAUCAGUAAAAGGUGUGAGGUCCUUCUUAGGACACGCAGGUUUUUAUCGUCGGUUCAUCAAGGAUUUCUCCAAGAUUAGUCGACCUUUGUGCACUUUAUUGGCUAAGGAUGCACCAUUUAAUUUUGAUAAGGCCUGUUUAGAAGCAUUCAACAAGUUGAAAGCACUCCUAACUUCGGCGCCCAUCAUUGCUGCACCAAAUUGGGAUUUACCAUUUGAACUAAUGUGUGAUGCGUCAGAUUAUGCUGUCGGGGCAGUUUUAGGGCAGCGAAAAGAUAAGCUUCCCCAUGUCAUCUAUUAUGCAAGUCGUACUCUCAAUGAUGCACAGCUUAACUAUGCAACUACAGAGAAGGAAUUGUUGGCAGUUGUGUUCGCACUAGAGAAAUUUCGGUCUUAUUUGGUUGGGGCUAAAAUAAUUGUCUAUACGGAUCAUGCUGCACUAAAAUACUUGUUGUCUAAGAAGGAUGCAAAGCCUAGAUUGAUUCGUUGGGUUCUUUUACUUCAAGAAUUUGACUUAGAGAUUCAAGACAAGAAGGGCAGUGAGAAUGUUGUGGCUGAUCAUUUAUCUAGAUUAAUUAUUCCAGCAGCUACAGAGGCAGAUUCUCUACCAUUGAGUGAAAGUUUCCCAGAUGAACAGCUAUUUGCUGUCAAAAUUGACACACCUUGGUUUGCAGAUAUUGUCAAUUAUUUGGCUAAGGGUGUGGUGCAUCCAGAUUUUUCCUACCAGCAGAAAAAGAAGUUUUUAUCUGAUGUAAAGCACUAUUUCUGGGAUGAACCGUACUUAUACAAGUAUUGUGCGGACCAGAUUAUUCGCAGGUGUAUUCCGGAGGCUGAACAGGAAAGUGUUUUAAAGUUUGCUCAUCACUACGCUUGUGGAGGACAUUUUGGGCAGAAAAGGACAGCAGAGAAAAUCCUACAGAGUGGGUUAUUUUGGCCAACACUUUUUAGAGAUUCACAGAAUUGGUGCAAGGCAUGUGAUAGGUGUCAAAGGGUCGGAAAUCAAUCCAGAAGGAAUGAGAUGCCCCAACAAAGUAUCUUAAUUGUUGAACUAUUUGAUGUUUGGGGUAUUGAUUUCAUGGGACCAUUCCCAUCUUCUAACGGGCACCAAUAUAUUUUAGUGGCUGUGGAAUAUGUUUCAAAGUGGGUCGAGGCCAUUGCCGCACAAACUAAUCAAGGAUCAGUGGUCCUGAAGUUCCUCCAGGGGGUUAUAUUUCCACGUUUUGGAAUUCCGCGUGUUAUUCUUAGUGAUGGGGGGAAGCAUUUUAUUAAUAAACCAUUUGCUAACCUACUGGCAAAAUAUGGGAUUAAUCAUCGCGUGGCUACACCAUACCACCCACAGACAUCUGGUCAAGUUGAAGUUUCAAACAGAGAAAUAAAACGUAUUUUGGAGAAAACAGUGAGCUCUACACGCAAGGAUUGGAGUUUCAAACUAAAUGAUGCUUUGUGGGCAUACAGGACAGCUUAUAAAACUCCUAUUGGGAUGUCACCAUUCCGACUUGUUUAUGGGAAAGCCUGUCAUCUACCUAUGGAGCUGGAGCAUAAAGCUUACUGGGCCAUUAAAGAGUUAAAUUUUGCAUAUGACUCAGCUGGGGAAAAGCGGAAAUUGCAGUUAAAUGAGCUAGAGGAAAUUCGUCAAGGUGCUUAUGAUAGUUCUCGCAUCUACAAGGAAAGAACUAAGGCAUUUCAUGACAGUCAAAUUUUACGGAAGGAAUUUCAGCCAGGGCAAAAGGUUCUGUUAUUUAGUUCAAGGCUCAAGUUGUUUCCAGGGAAAUUAAAAUCUCGCUGGACUGGACCCUACCUAGUGACUCAAGUUUUUCCUCAUGGAGCAGUUCAAAUCACUAAUGAAGAUAAAGGCAACACGUUCAAGGUGAAUGGUCAUAGGCUGAAACCCUACGUGGAGACACCCUUUGACAUUGCAGCCGAGUCUUUGACUCUGAAGGAACCAGUGAUUUGA
Messenger RNA from Prunus dulcis (almond), 4158 nucleotides. RefSeq lists its product as uncharacterized. The record is from RefSeq and is a predicted model, not a curated record. NCBI's taxonomy places the organism in Eukaryota, Viridiplantae, Streptophyta, Magnoliopsida, Rosales, Rosaceae. Bases 1 to 4158 code for a protein of 1385 amino acids. The transcript has 2 exons. Gene Ontology annotation, molecular function: nucleic acid binding. Gene Ontology annotation, biological process: DNA integration.